AUGCAGGGUACUAUAACUGUGGCCAUAGACCCACCUUUAACCACUAAUUUUACUAUUUUCGACAACUUCGACAAUGGCGUUGUCUCCCUUGGUGCUGGUGUCGAUGGAAUUCUUGAGGUUCAACCCAACUCAACCCAACGCUGGCUUUUUGAGCAAGUCAAGCUCGAUUAUUAUAUUAUACGCGACAGCAUGAGCAAUCGAUUUUUAUAUUUUCCUGAAUUCAAGCCUGGAACUGUUGCUACUGUUAGUAAAACAGCUGCAUCUGUGGUCAGUUUCAGUCUCGCCACCAGUGCCCUCGCAAAAUUCUAUAUAAACCAACACUUUUACGCUCCCGACCUCUACUUUACCGUGGAACCAUAUAGCUCGGAAGCACCAAACCGCCUAGUAUUGAGGCUACAAGAAUCGGCAUACGGCAAGAAACGCCAGCAAUUCGUCUUGGUUAAAUCUCCAGGAAACGGCAGUUAUAGUUGGAUGGACAGUGGUACACAAUAA
Microsporum canis CBS 113480 is the source of this 492-nucleotide messenger RNA. RefSeq lists its product as uncharacterized. The record is from RefSeq and is a predicted model, not a curated record. The transcript has a single exon. The coding region runs from base 1 to 492 and encodes 163 amino acids. Lineage: Eukaryota; Fungi; Ascomycota; Eurotiomycetes; Onygenales; Arthrodermataceae.